Molecule: messenger RNA, 2175 nt
Organism: Hyposmocoma kahamanoa
Lineage: Eukaryota; Metazoa; Arthropoda; Insecta; Lepidoptera; Cosmopterigidae
Gene: JMJD7
Exons: 11
Coding region: 94-2109 (671 amino acids)
Molecular function (GO): protein binding; 2-oxoglutarate-dependent dioxygenase activity
Source: RefSeq, a predicted model, not a curated record
UUUGCGUAAAAAGAAAAAAAAAAACCAGCGCCAUUUUCAAAUGUUUGAUCGAUUUUUUCUGUUAGAUUUACUUAUUUAAUAAUUUCAUUUACAAUGGACAAGGAGGAUAAAGAUAAACUAAUGGAAAGUGCGCUUAAACUAAUUAAUAUGAAGCAUAACGAAGAUAAUUUGAGAAAGGAAGCUAAAAAGAUAAUCAGACAAAGAACUCCAGGGAACAAGAGGACAACUCAUUUGUUUAUGCACGAAAAAUGCCUUACUGAAAUUCCAAAACAGAAAAAUGGCACACACAUUAUCUUCGCAUACUACCACAGCAAUCAUAUAACCAAAAUAGAAAACCUUGAUCUCUUGUACAAUUUGACCCAUUUGCAUCUUCAAUGGAACAAGAUAUCGAAACUCGAAGGACUCGAUAAGUUGUAUAAUUUGAAGAAAUUAUAUAUUGGUAAUAACAAUGUUAGUGUUGUGGAGAAUUUGGAGAACCUGAAAUAUUUGGAAGAGUUGCAUAUUGAAAAGCAGAAUGUUGAUUCUCCUGAUGGAUUAGCCUUUGAACCUAAGACUAUGAUGGCUUUGGGGUGCUCGUUAAGGGUAUUAAACGUAUCGGAGAACAAAAUCGCGGACAUGUCAUGGGCAAGACCAUUGCGACGACUCGAAGUCUUGAUUGCGAGGAAGAAUAAUUUGGAAGACUACGAGAGUGUAGCAGAUAGCCUGUGCACUCUGGUUAGUUUGGUAGAUGUCAAUUUCAUCGGAAAUCCUAUGACCAAGAAGCAUCGUUAUAAGGAGACUAUCAUCCCCCGAUGCGCGCAACUUCGUAUCCUGGAUACAGUAUCGAUCCAUACAGCAUCCAAAACGUUUCUACAAGGGUUCGAUAAAGCGGUGCGUUUAAGACAAAUGCACGAGAAGAACAAGCUUGAACUGAACAGACAUGGCGUUGAAGAGUUUUUUGACAUUAACAUGAUGUCCGGAACCAGGAUCCGUAAUGCCAUAUCCCUACCUGAAACUUCGCCGCAGAUAAACAAGAAUAAAAUUAUGGCUGUGGAUUCAACAUACUCUUUCAAUCCUCGUACAAUCCGUCGUACUCUCACCCCUCGAGAUAAUAUGGCACCCCCCAUGGAACCACCACCACCACCCAAGCAGCCAAUCACUAAUACAGACGGGAUCCCGAUCAAAGGAAUACUAAAAAAGCCGAUUUUUCACAAGUAUUUUCGUAUUUUAGAUUUGUGUUUACCAGGUGAGGUAGCUGAAACAGAUUCUUUGGAGCCUCUGGAGUUCCAUAGAGAGUACGUAGCGAAAAAUAUACCUGUUAUUUUGAGAGGAGGCUGUGCUAAAUGGCUCGCUACUCAAAAAUGGAAUGCCCAGUAUUUCAGAGAACUCAUGCCAAACAAAAAAGUAGAAGUAGCAAUAACACCAAAUGGUCUAGCAGAUGGUAUUGCACAAAACACUGAUGGAACAGAAUAUUUUGUAACACCUUAUAUUGACGACAUGACUAUGGUGAAAUUUCUUAACCAUUUGGAUAAUAAAAGUGAAGGUUUCAUAACUUACAUUCAGCGACAAAACUCAAAUUUGACAGAAGACUUCGGAGAACUCCUCAAUGAUGUGGAAAUGGAUGUGCCUUUUGCCUCUAUAGCGUUCAAUAAAAAACCAGAUGCAGUCAACUUUUGGAUGGGAGAUGAGAGAGCUGUUACUUCAAUGCAUAAGGAUCCUUACGAAAAUAUAUAUUGUGUUAUAGACGGCUACAAGGACUUUAUUCUCAUACCUCCUACGGACCUACCAUUCGUACCUUACAAGAAAUAUCCAAAGGCGGAGUUUCUGCUAAAGGGACCCAGUUGGGAAAUUGUUCGUUUAGAACAAGGGGAUGAAUUCUUGCCCUCUACAUUGCCUUGGAUUAGUGUUGAUCCUGUAAACCCAGACUAUACAAAAUACCCCCAAUUCAAACGCGCGCACAAGUAUCACAUUCGCCUUAAUAAAGGAGAUUGCCUGUAUUUGCCCAGCCUCUGGUUCCACCACGUGCGACAGAGCCACGGUUGCAUAGCUGUCAACUACUGGUACGAUAUGGAGUUUGAUAUAAAAUAUUGUUAUUUCAGGAUGUUGGAGACUUUAACUGCAAUGUAUUGAAAUUAUUUAUUGUUAUUAACCCGAAUUAAAGUUGUUUUUUAUAUAAAGACUUACAUCUUUCUACAU